AUGCUGCGGUCAAUACUGCGUACAGCGCGGCCGGCAGGGUCAUUGUCGAGGCUGGUGGUGGGCUCGCUCGUACCGCCUGCGUCAAGUCGACUGGUGGGAUUGCGGUUGGUAUCAUCCAGCGCAGUUUUCGGCGAGGAGGCGAGUUCAAGUUGCGCACCCGCCCCAACCGCAACCACAGCCGCAAGCGCAACGGCGGAUGGCUUUGUUCCACGCCGCACGUUCGCCUUGCCAUCGACGACGCCGUCGUGGUAUGCGGGGCACAUGGCGCGGGCCAUCCGGUCCAUGCCCUACCUCCUGGCGCGCUAUCCUCCACCGCUCGUGAUCGAAGCGCGCGAUGCACGUUUGCCGCUCACCUCGAUCAACCCGGUAUUCGAGCAGCUUCUGCGACGCGCACCCACGGCCAACGAAGGACUCGAUACCGAAGGCGGUGCCUCGACCUGGCGUACCCGCCGGCUCAUCGUCUACCUCAAGCGCGACCUCAUCCAUCCCUCGGUCGAAGCGAGCAUCACAGAGGCACUGCGCCAACAGGAUCCCCUCCAGCACGUCAUCUUUGUCGACUCCCGAGUGGACGCCGACGUGAAGAAGGUCUUGCACUGGGUCGAGCGUCAGGCGCGAAGGAUCGAUCGAGACCAAGACGCGGGUGCGCCGGCGCAGGUGUCGGAAAAGGCAGCCCGACGCGCAAAGAAGGGCCUCAGCGGCGCCUUUCGCCACACGCCCACGCCGGAAGAGGGCGUGAGACUGUUGAUCCUCGGCAUGCCCAAUGUGGGCAAGAGCAGUCUGCUGAAUGCGCUGCGCAGGGUGGGCACGGGAAAGGGAAAGGCGGCCAGCACUGCCCCGCAUCCGGGCCAUACGCGCAAGCUCACGGGUACCGUGAGGAUCAGCAAGGCCGGCCCCACCAAGCAGCCGCCCGAACCUCCUGCGCCGUCUCGACGCGGCGCUAAUCGUGCCCGUGUCGACCAAGAUCAAGAUACAGCGGACACGGCAGGGGAGGGCGCGUUCAUGCUUUCCACGCAAGAAGCCAGCCCGGCUGACGAGGGCGAAAAGAAGCGGGGUGUACCGAUCUACGUGUACGACACACCGGGUGUGAUGGUACCCUUCCUCGGCCAUGGAUCCGCCGGUGCCGAACGCGGCAUCAAGCUCGCCAUUACCGCAGGCAUCAAGGACUCGCUGUUCGACGUGCAGCUCCUCGCCGACUACCUGCUGUACCGUGUGAACUUGCGACCUUCUCCGCCGGAUAGCUUGCCAACGUAUGUGCAGAAUCUGCCGCUGUCGAUGAGCGAGUACCUUGCGACGUGCGAGGAUGCGCGGGGCAGGACCAAUUCGAUCUCCGAGCUGCUGUGGCAUGUGGCGGGCAAAGCGCCCGGCUCGCUUCGCAAGGGUAACGUACGCGAUCUGGAUGCAGCAGCUCAGUUCAUGCUGCAGCAUUGGAGGACUGGAAAGCUCGAUGCGAAUACCGAGCUGGACCUCAACACUGUCGAUCACGAAACCAUCCGGCAGCGGGUGCAAAGCUUCUUCGAAACCGGUCUGCUCGCCGACUCGGGCGUCGUGACUGAUAAGACGCUCGAUCCGAUUCCCAAUGCAAGCGACUCGGCAGAGGCGAGGGGCGAGAGCAAGAACCAGGAACGCAAACGCGUCAAGAAGGCCGAAGUGCUGCAGCGCAAACACAAGCUCAUGGCCAAAGGUAUUGCGGUGGGUGCCAAAGCCAAGCACAAGCGAAAGUUCAAGUGA
This is a messenger RNA of Moesziomyces aphidis, 1728 nucleotides long. The record is from the annotation of a GenBank genome assembly. Lineage: Eukaryota; Fungi; Basidiomycota; Ustilaginomycetes; Ustilaginales; Ustilaginaceae.